AUUGGAACACAGCCUUCGAAGCCGGAAACUCAACGCAGAAGCGGCUUCCGUACUUUUUCGUGUAAUGUGUCAGUCAGACGCGCUCACAGCCGUUUGACUCUGAGCUGAGGUCGAUAUGAAGUGUGUCCGGACUCUGUGCGCUUCUCACGGGCUUCACAGAGGCGCACCGCUCCUCCAGAGCGCAGCCGUGCGUUGUGGCGCAGCCCCUGCGGGAAGGCCGUUCCCAAACCCAGACUUUACUCGAGUCCGCACGCAGCCGAGCCCGAACCUCCACCUUCAUGACAGCCUGCCCAGGGGCUUCUGUUCAUCCUCAGCGCUGAGGAGGUGCUGGAGCUGCGGCUCUGCUGCUCAGCUCUUCUUCUGCUCAGCGUGUAAAGUCAUACAGCCCCCCAGCGAGGAGGCCACUUACUUCCAGAUCUUGAACUGUGAUCAGACUUUUGCUUUGGACAUUCAAAAGCUGCAGCGGAGAUUCAUAGAGCUGCAGAGAUCUCUGCAUCCAGACAACUUCAGCCUCAAGUCAUCGACAGAACAAGGAUAUUCAGAAAAGCAGUCGGCGCUGGUAAACAAAGCCUUCAGGACGCUGCAGAAACCCGUCACGCGUGCUGUCUACAUGCUGCAGCUACACGGAAUCGAGCUCGCGGAGGGAACGGAUGCCACGGCUGACUCCAGCUUCCUCCUGGAGGUCAUGGAGAUCAAUGAGAAGCUGGCGGAGAGCCGGAGCCGAGAGGAGGCGGACGCCAUAGGCCAGGCGGUGCGAGAGACACUGAAAGUCUUGACUGAACAGAUGAAUACGUCGCUGAACAAAGGAAACCUACAAUCAGCCAAAGAGCUCCUGGCCCGAAUGAAAUACUUUACCAAUCUGGAGGAGAAGGUAAAAGAGAAACUGACAGAGAACUUGUGAGGAGGUGGAGAAGGACUCUUAUCUAACGUUUCCGGCGUACGCACCACUACACCACAGCCGGAUUUCGGUUUAGUUUUGUCGUUUUAAAGUUGAACUUUGUAGUAAAUUACAGCACAUUUUUAAAGCAUAUUAUCUUUCUCUGUAGAAUAAAUGCUGCUGUUUUAGUGAAAUAAUUAUGGCACUUGUUCACAAUGAGUGUAAUGAAGGUUUAGGGAAACCUUUUCUUGUCACCAUAAAGCAGCAGUGUGCUAAUA
This is a messenger RNA of Pygocentrus nattereri (red-bellied piranha), 1155 nucleotides long. RefSeq names its product HscB mitochondrial iron-sulfur cluster cochaperone (gene hscb). Gene Ontology annotation, biological process: [2Fe-2S] cluster assembly; protein complex oligomerization. Gene Ontology annotation, cellular component: mitochondrion. NCBI's taxonomy places the organism in Eukaryota, Metazoa, Chordata, Actinopteri, Characiformes, Serrasalmidae. Gene Ontology annotation, molecular function: ATPase activator activity; protein-folding chaperone binding. The record is from RefSeq and is a predicted model, not a curated record. Bases 116 to 901 code for a protein of 261 amino acids. The transcript has 6 exons.